Messenger RNA from Danio rerio (zebrafish), 2758 nucleotides. It is a transcript of the gene vwa5a, whose product is annotated as von Willebrand factor A domain containing 5A. NCBI's taxonomy places the organism in Eukaryota, Metazoa, Chordata, Actinopteri, Cypriniformes, Danionidae. The record is from RefSeq and is marked provisional.
GCAGACACACACACAUCUGGAGUUUCCUCAGGAGCUGCUGUUAUUCUCCUUUUCACACACAGAGUCGACCCCGAGGACUGUCUGAGAGUAUGGCGCUCUGCUGCGGGCUCGUGUCCGAGAAGAAUGUUCCUGUUCCUCUGAAGAGCAUCAGCGUGCAGCUGCAGGUCCGCGGUCACGUGUCCUCCGUGCGCGCGACACUGCAGUACGUUAAUGAGGAGGAGCGGCCACUGGAGGCGCUGUUCGUGUUUCCACUUCCGGCUGAAGCCGCGCUCUGCAGCUUUAGCGCGACUGUGGGAGGGCAGGAAAUCCGGGGGGAGCUGCGGGACAAGCAGACCGCGCGUGAUGAGUAUGAUGACGGUGUGAGCGCGGGCCGGCAGGUGUUUCUGCUGGAGGAGAGUGAUCAGAGCGCAGACGUGUUCCGCCUCAGUGUGGGCUGCCUACCUGCGGGCGGAGCGGCCACCGUCAGCUUCACCUACAGCACUGAGCUCACUGUGGAGGAGGAUGGAGGACUGCGCUACUGCCUGCCGGCGGUGCUGAACCCGCGAUACACACCUGCAGCUGCAGGUGCAGGUGUUCCUCAGGUGUGUUCUGCGUCUGUGAUCCCCUACUCUCUCUCUCUCUCUGCGGAUGUCAGAUCUUCAGUCCCCAUCGCCAGACUGGAUAGUAGCUGCGCACUGGAGCCGCUGCAGUUCCUGGACCCGCAACACACACACGCACAGGUGAGUCUGAGCGCAGGGCACCGCUUUGAUAAGGAUGUGGAGCUGCUGCUCUACUAUGUGGAUCCACAUCAGCCGUCUGCAGUGCUGGAGGCGGGAGCGGCCACGGCUCCUGCAGGCUCGCUGAUGGCCGACCCGCUGCUCAUGCUCAGUCUCUACCCAGAGUUCCCGGCGGCAGUGAUGUCAUCACUGACCUCUCACGGAGAGUUCAUCUUCCUGGUGGACCAAUCAGGCAGCAUGGACUGCCCAAUGCAUCAUGGGGAGGGGGCUCAGAUGCGCAUCGAGAGCGCCAGGGACACACUCCUGCUGCUCCUCAAGAGUCUCCCCCUCGGCUGCUACUUCAACAUCUACGGCUUCGGCUCCAGCUUCCAGGCCUUCUUUCCGCAGAGUGUGCUGUACAGUGAGCAGACGCUGCAGGAGGCGCUGCAGAGAGUGAAGCUCAUGCGUGCAGAUCUGGGCGGCACCGAGAUCCUGCAGCCGCUGCAGCACAUCUACAGGCAGGCCUGCAUCCCGGAGCACCCGCGGCAGCUCUUCAUCUUCACUGACGGAGAGGUCUGGAACACCCGAGAGCUGCUGGAUCUGGUCAGAGCGCACUCAUCCUCCCACCGGUGUUUCUCCUUCGGGAUCGGCGAGGGUGCGAGUACCGCCCUCAUCACUGGAAUGGCUAAGGAGGGUUCUGGGCACGCUCAGUUCAUCACCGGCAGCGACCGCAUGCAGCCCAAAGUCAUGCAGUCGCUGCGCUUCGCUCUGCAGCCGGCGGUGGAGGAGCUGUGUGUGGACUGGAGGCUGCCGGAGGGUGUAUCGGUGGAGCUGCUGUCUCCGCCCGUCCGCUCGCUGUUCCAGGGUCAGAGGGCGCUGCUGUACGGCCGGCUGAGGGGGCAGGCUCCGAUGGCUCGCUGUUUAUCAGGGGCUCCUCCUAUGAUGGCGUAUGACUGCGCACGCUCUGCUCGUGUUCCUCUGCGUGCAGGAGGAGGAGGAGACGCCAUGAUGUACCGUGAAGCAAAGUCUGCACGGGUCUCUCAGCCGUCUGCCCCCGUCGUCCUGAUGGAGUGUGAUUCUGCAUCCGCUCAAGAACCUGAUCACCAGCAGGACCCACUACUCCAGCUGGUGUCCCUGCAGAGCGCCUCGGGCAGCUGGGAGAUCAGCAGCGCUCUGUCUGCGGUCCUGGAGAAACCCGAGGAGGAGCUCCGGAAACACACUCCGGCACAGGCUGACGGGCCGCUCUGGGCCACUGUCCUCUCCCUGCUGUGGUUGUUCUCCUGUAAGCUGCAGGAUCGAGUCGAGUGGCAGUUUGUGGCCCUGAAGGCGGCGGCGUGGGUGCGCGCGCAGAACCAGGCCGGUGUGGCUGAGUGUGUGCGCAGUGGGAAUCUCCUCCUGGAUUGUCAGCUGACUGCAGAAACUCUGGGCAUCUGAGCUGCGGUUCAGGACAGAGGGAGUGUGUGUGGGUGUGUGUGUGUGUGUGUGAGACAGAGUGUGCUCAAAGAAGCCAGCAGGUGUCAUUGCUGCUCCUGAAUCCAGCUGCUCUUCUCCAGAUGCUGAUGGCGGGUGUAUUGAGCUGUGGGUCAGGUGUUGGAGUGUGUUCUUGUGUUCAUCAUUCCGCUGUGUCCUGAUCUGCAGUGAUGGUGGUUCAGUAUCUCUGUCUCUUCAUUAGUCUGUCACAGGGUUGGGUUCGUUUGGGUUUUUUCGAUACUUUUUAAACGGUACUGGUGCCAAAAUGGUACCUGAACCGAUACUUUUGAGCCACAAAUGAUGGUGGACGACUCUAGAAAAAUCUUUUAUUUGACUAAAUCUUUAUAAAAAUAGUUUGAAUAGAACAAUAUUACUAAAGUUUGGUGUAAACAUCAGUUCAUAUUUCAUGUUUGUGAAUUACAUUAAUAAAUCUCCUUUGAUCAUUCGCGGGCAGGGCAGGGCAUCAUGUACUUUUGUGUGCACAUUUGACCAUAUAUACAUCACAAAAUACUUACUCUAAUUAUUGGAAGUCAUUAGUUUACAUCACUCUGCAGUCUUCAUAAACAAGAUAAUUAAAUAACUUGAACUCUAAA